AUGGCAUUUCCACCCAGGUUGCCAACUUCGCCGCGUAUGGCACUCAAGCUGCAACGACGCACAUUGUCUAGCUCGUCGUCUGCGCAAGCUUCAGCGUCACAGCCGUCACUGCGGCGCAAACCUUUGCAACCGAUACGACUCUCUACGCACUUCUCACCCACUCAAAAAGCUUCUCAGUCAUCGUCUCCAUCUUGUGUGUCUUCAGCCUGCAACGAUGAUCCAUUGCCUUCGCUACAGCUCCUCGUUCGCGGCGGAUAUGUCCGCUCUUCUUCCUCAGGCAUCUUUACGCUCCUUCCCAACGCUCUUCGCAUCGUUGGCAAGAUCACCAACAUCAUAGAUGAGCAGCUCUGCGCCAUACAUGCCUCUCGCAUAGCGAUGCCCAACCUGCUCCCGUCUAAACUCUGGCAUCAAACCGGUCGAUACACCGUCAUGGGUAGCGAGCUCUACAAACUUCGAGAUCGGAAAAACUCCGAGUUUGUCCUGGGCCCCACACACGAGGAAGAGAUCACCAAGCUUGUCGCCAACCAGGUCGACUCGGAUCGUCAACUUCCUCUACGUUUGUACCAGAUCACGACCAAGUUCCGGGACGAGCCCAGGCCGAGAAUGGGCUUGCUGAGGACCAAAGAGUUUUUGAUGAAGGAUUUAUACUCAUUCGACAAGAGUGCAGCCGAUGCAAAUACGACGUAUGAAGAGGUGAGGGCGGCGUACGCUAGGAUCUUUGAUAGGAUUUUUGGUGUCGACGGUAGAUGGACGGCAGCAGAGGCGGAUACGGGUGCGAUUGGAGGCAAUAAAAGUCACGAGUAUCAUGUCAAGGAUCCUGCCGGUGAGGACACGUUGAUAUCGUGCAGUAGGUGCGCAUACACUGCCAAUACCGAGAAGGCAGUUUCCAUGCCAGAUCCAGCACAGGUCCCUGUUGCGGCGGCGGAUGUCAGAGUGCUGCUGUACGGAUGCAGCGAUGUCAAGGUGCAAGACCAGAUGAUGCACGCCUUUGUGCUUCCAGCGGGGCGAGGCUUGAAUGAAACCAAGCUCGAAAAGCUCGUCGCCAAACUCAAGGCUUGCAACAAGCGCACCGAUGACGAUCAUAGCCUUAGCCUCAAGCACACCGCUAACGCCCAACAAGACAGGAUCGAGCUCAUGUACGAUUCCGCAUCUUCUCUCACCUCCAACACCGCAACAGCGAAUUGGGACUGGAAAGACCGACCCGAGGGCCCGCUGGUCCGGUUCACCUCCGUCUACGUAUAUGCCGACUUCGAAUGUGCAUCGAUUGACCCAUCCGAGCUCAACGACGCUCUCAUCGACGCUGUCAAUACCUUCACUUCUCGACCAGGCAGCACCGGCGAUCCCACCCAACACUUACCUCUUGUCGACCUCUUCCCCGUCCAAUUCGGCCACUUUGCUUCGUCACCAUCCGCCGUCGCCCCACCUCUGACGCUGGUCGAUAUACGCACCGCACAAGCGUCGGACACGUGUCCGUCGUGCAAAUCGCCCCACUCGCUCCAGGAAUCCAAAGCCAUCGAAGUGGGACACACCUUCUACCUCGGCGAACGAUACAGUCGUACGCUCGAGGCUGGCUUCCUACCAUCGCACGACGUUGCUGAGCAAGUGUCGCAGGUGCACAAACUGGCUAAUGGAAGAGUGCCUUUUCAGAUGGGUUGUUACGGCAUUGGUGUCUCUCGUAUCUUGGGUGCGCUUGCUCAAAAGGCGGUGGGCGAUUUCGAUCGCAUUUUCCAUGGUGAUGCUGGUGAUUCGGCAGUGGCGAGCAAAAAGAGGCAGAAAGCGGGGUUCGUAUGGCCGUCGUUGAUCGCGCCAUUUACGGCGGUUAUUGUGAUCAGCGACGUCAAGGAUCCAGCCAAAGUAGAGGCGGCGCAGAUCGUGUGGGAUCGCAUCGUCUCGCACGCACGCAGAAGCGAUCGCACCAUACGCGCCGUUCUCGAGCGUAUCUCGUCGCAGCGCUCUCAGCCAGACCAAGCCACACCGCAAGUGGAUCAAGACCAAGGCUGGUCAAGAGAGGAAGCGAGCGAAAUUGUCAUUGACGAUCGCACCAGCACGCUCGGGUCCAAAUUGGCAGAUUCAGAUCUGACCGGCUAUGCGUACCGCAUCAUUGUGGGCAAACAUUUCACAGCUCAAGCCAAGCUCGAGUUGCAGUACAUGGGCGAACACGGCUGGACCGCUAUGUUGCUCCCCAUGCAAGCCUUUGAUCAAGUAUAG
Mycosarcoma maydis (corn smut) is the source of this 2208-nucleotide messenger RNA. RefSeq lists its product as uncharacterized. The transcript has a single exon. Bases 1 to 2208 code for a protein of 735 amino acids. Gene Ontology annotation, biological process: prolyl-tRNA aminoacylation. Gene Ontology annotation, molecular function: ATP binding; proline-tRNA ligase activity. Gene Ontology annotation, cellular component: cytoplasm; mitochondrion. Lineage: Eukaryota; Fungi; Basidiomycota; Ustilaginomycetes; Ustilaginales. The record is from RefSeq and is a predicted model, not a curated record.